UGCUGGACUGUUGCGGGCGCAAAGGCUGCCCAACUCGGACCACGCCGCUGCAGCUCACAGACGUCUGGAUUGGAACCCGCGGAUGCGCGCGGCGGUCUCCCCCCGAGUGGACCCGCUACUUCUCUGUCUGGAUGUUUUGAUUUGAGGGAGUUUGCCACCUUAAACAUUUCCACGGGGAUCUUCGGCAGGAUUUGGAAGCCAGUCACCGAUUUUUUGGGGGGGUGACCAUGCUGGGGGCGCUGGUGUGGAUCACCGGCGCGCUUCUGUGCCCGGUCCUGGGCUUUGGGGACGAAGUGGAGGAGAUGACCUGCGACCCGAUCCGGAUCAGCAUGUGCCAGGGUCUGGGUUAUAACGUCACCAAGAUGCCCAACCUGGUGGGCAACGUGCUGCAGUUGGACGCGGAGCUGCAGCUGACCACGUUCACACCGCUGAUCCAGUGCGGCUGCUCCAGCCAGCUCAAGUUCUUCCUGUGCUCUGUGUAUGUGCCCAUGUGCACGGACAAAGUUCCUAUUCCCAUCGGUCCAUGUGGCAGCAUGUGCCUGUCCGUCAAGAGAAAAUGUCUUCCAGUGCUGCAGGAGUUUGGCUUUAUCUGGCCCGAGGAGCUCAACUGCAGCCUUUUCCCGCCUCAGAACGACCACAACCACAUGUGCAUGGAGGGUCCUGCGGAUGAGGAGCCUCCCUACCAUCCGGUCCGCCUUCCGCCCCACCUGGAGGAGUGCCAGGCGCUGGGGACCGCCCCCGACCAGUACACCUGGCUGAAGCAGACCGACAGCUGCGCCUUCCAGUGCGGCUACGACAGUGGGCUCUACAGAAGAGGGGCCAAGGUCUUCACCGACGCCUGGAUGGCUGUUUGGGCUGUGCUCUGCUUCCUCUCGACCACUCUGACUGUCCUUACGUUUCUGUUGGACUCACAACGCUUCUCGUACCCGGAAAGGCCCAUCAUCUUCCUCUCCAUGUGCUGCAACCUGUACAGUGUUGCCUACCUGGUACGGAUGACCCUCGGAAGGGAACGUGUUUCCUGUGACCUGGAUUCCACAGCGGUUCCAAUUCUAGUACAGGAAGGGCUCAAGAGCACGGGCUGCGCCAUCGUCUUCCUCCUCCUUUAUUUCUUCGGCAUGGCUUCUUCAAUUUGGUGGGUGAUCCUGACCCUGACGUGGUUUCUGGCUGCUGGACUCAAAUGGGGCCACGAGGCAAUUGAAAUGCACAGUUCCUAUUUCCACAUCGCCGCCUGGGCGAUACCAGCUGUCAAAACCAUCGUCAUACUGAUCAUGAGGCUGGUGGACGCGGACGAUCUGACGGGACUCUGCUAUGUUGGCAACCAGCAGCAGGAGGCGCUCACAGGAUUUGUGGUUGCACCGUUGGCCACAUAUCUUCUCAUAGGCACCCUCUUCAUCUGCGCUGGACUGGUUGCCCUCUUCAAGAUCCGCUCCAAUCUCCAGAAAGAUGGCGCCAAGACAGACAAGCUCGAACGGUUGAUGGUGAAGAUCGGAGUGUUUUCGGUUCUCUAUACAGUUCCGGCUUCAACAGUCAUCGGCUGUUACCUCUACCAGCUUUCAAACUGGGCGGAGUUCCGGAGCACUACGCAAGACUCGUAUGUGGCAUCUGAAAUGCUACGGAUUUUUAUGUCCCUGCUGGUGGGCAUCACGUCAGGUAUGUGGAUUUGGUCGGCAAAGACGCUCCACACCUGGCAACGCUGCUCGGCCCGUCUGUUCAGGGACAGCAAGGCGGGUCGAGGCGGCAAGAGGGCGCCGGGACAAGGCUGGAUGAAGCCAGGGAAAGGAAAUGAGACAGUGGUAUGAGAAAUGAAGGAGCCAAGGAGCUGUCACUUUCCUUCCUUUAUCAAGAAGUGAAGAGAACAUAAGACAAGAGACGACGGUCCAUGUGACACGGAAACCCAGAGCGAGUUUCUCCACUGGAUGUAAAGGAACUUUCGAGUCCGGGAGCACGUCUCUACACCUCGACCGACUUCGUGCCUUUAGCAGGGGUCCGCGUUGCCCUGCAGGGUCUAGAAUUCAGUAGCAGUAGUAGCUUCUCUACCUCUGUCGGAUGGCUUUUGUCGGAAGAAACUGAGAAAGAAGGUCGGACCAGGGCACACGUACCACUCACUCAUUUGAUAUUCGAUUAAGCAUCAAACCAUGAAUUUUAACCUGGAAAAAGUUCAUUUCGUUUUUUUGCUGAAUCCACAAGAGUUUCUCAUGAGACCACUGGACUUGGUGAAAAGCCUUAUGGCACAUUGCACUCUGAUUUCCUCUCAUAGUCCCACUACUUUGAUUCACAGUCGGAUAUUAACAAAACAGGCUGAAGAGGUUGAGCUUGUCACCCUGAAACAGUUUUAUGUUUUGGGGAGUAUGUAACACUUACACUGGAGGGUCCUAAUGCAGAUAUUACACACAUAUAAGAUGAGGCUUCCCAAAGAAAAGAGCACCAUCAAAAUGGCCUUAAUUAUCAAAUGUGUUUACAAUUUUAAAAAUGUCUUCAAACCUGUGUAUACUAUUAAAACACAGGCGACUUUACCUGGAAUCAUGGGGCUGGAAUUAUGCACUGCUUUUACUGAAGUGCAGUGGCAUGAACUGAAAUCAAACCAUAGCUAAAUCUAUUGUUUACCUUGGUGCACAGUUCAGUUAGAGACAGUGUGCCUGUUUUAUAUUGACAAAAGAGAUGACUUCUGCAUCAGUAAAUUUGUGGAAUUGUUCUUCAUAUUUACAGCUGCCUUUUGCUCACCUUGAAUUCUCUGAGCAGGAAACACUAACAAAACACUCAUUCAUCUAGGAUGUAGACCAACACGCGGGGUGAAAACGGUCCAAAACAGCUGUCAUAGUUAUGAGCAAGCAACAGCUUCUGUUGGUUUUGAAAUAUGAAUAGUGUUCAUUGGCAACACUGCAGAACAUGGGUGUGAUGGUAAGCUUUCUCUUAACUGAUCACCAGCAGAAGGGAAAGAACCAUUUGGUUUUUAACUCCUUAUUCGUGUGUCUCUGCUUUUAAACAUGCAGCACUCUUUUUGCCUGACAAUCUAAAGAAGAGCUUUAGCCUUAGGCUCCUCCGGAGUGGCUCCCAGGCCCAACAGGCCGUCUGUCCAAACACUUUUACACUUAAGUUAAACAUGUAGAGCCAUUUUGGUGGCUCCAACUGGGCCAUGCGUUUUUUUUUUUACACUCGAAGAAAAGCUGAAAUCAAAUUAGGUUAAGCCGUGACCACCUUCUCCUGUGCUUUUGAGUUGAUCCACGUUUGGCUGCCGGCUCCGUCGUGACCACGCUGACGUCCCAUGACAUUUUAAACAAAGACUGUGCCUUGAAUUAUGCGUGCCACUGCCCAAAUAAGAACCACUGGCGAUAGACACGUCGGCGAUAGCCAGAGAUGAAUCAGUGUUGGGGACUGUGCACCAGCACUGAUGCGAGUCUGCGAGGUCUCGGUUCCUCUGUGUAGUUUGUGUUGUUGUUUUCAUACAUGUACUAUAAUAAGGAUGUUAAUUUAUAUAAAAUAAAAAUAAACUAAAAUAACAAAAGUUUGUUAUUUAAGAGACUUUUUGUAUUGAAAA
This is a messenger RNA of Synchiropus splendidus (mandarinfish), 3535 nucleotides long. RefSeq names its product frizzled class receptor 4 (gene fzd4). The record is from RefSeq and is a predicted model, not a curated record. Gene Ontology annotation, cellular component: plasma membrane. The transcript has 6 exons. Gene Ontology annotation, biological process: retina vasculature morphogenesis in camera-type eye; canonical Wnt signaling pathway; non-canonical Wnt signaling pathway. Bases 228 to 1799 code for a protein of 523 amino acids. NCBI's taxonomy places the organism in Eukaryota, Metazoa, Chordata, Actinopteri, Syngnathiformes, Callionymidae. Gene Ontology annotation, molecular function: Wnt-protein binding; Wnt receptor activity.